AUGAGGCAGGGGAGGAGGUCAGAGAGGGGAUGGAGUGGGGUCAAGGUACAGGUGCUUAGGUUCAUGUUGGAGAGCAGAGGAGGAGGACUGGGAGGAGAGCAGAGUAGAGGAGGACUGGGAGGAGAACAGAGUAGAGGAGGACUGGGAGGAGAACAGAGUAGAGGAGGACUGGGAGGAGAGCAGAGUAGAGGAGGACUGGGAGGAGAGCAGAGUAGAGGAGGACUGGGAGGAGAGCAGAGUAGAGGAGGACUGGGAGGAGAGCAGAGUAGAGGAGGACUGGGAGGAGAGCAGAGUAGAGGAGGACUGGGAGGAGAGCAGAGGAGGAGGACUGGGAGGAGAGCAGAGGAGGAGGACUGGGAGGAGAACAGAGUAGAGGAGGACUGGGAGGAGAACAGAGUAGAGGAGGACUGGGAGGAGAACAGAGUAGAGGAGGACUGGGAGGAGAACAGAGUAGAGGAGGACUGGGAGGAGAACAGAGCAGAGGAGGACUGGGAGGAGAACAGAGUAGAGGAGGACUGGGAGGAGAACAGAGCAGAGGAGGACUGGGAGGAGAGCAGAGGAGGAGGACUGGGAGGAGAGCAGAGUAGAGGAGGACUGGGAGGAGAACAGAGUAGAGGAGGACUGGGAGGAGAACAGAGUAGAGGAGGACUGGGAGGAGAACAGAGUAGAGGAGGACUGGGAGGAGAACAGAGCAGAGGAGGACUGGGAGGAGAGCAGAGGAGGAGGACUGGGAGGAGAGCAGAGGAGGAGGACUGGGAGGAGAACAGAGUAGAGGAGGACUGGGAGGAGAACAGAGUAGAGGAGGACUGGGAGGAGAACAGAGUAGAGGAGGACUGGGAGGAGAACAGAGUAGAGGAGGACUGGGAGGAGAACAGAGUAGAGGAGGACUGGGAGGAGAGCAGAGUAGAGGAGGACUGGGAGGAGAACAGAGUAGAGGAGGACUGGGAGGAGAACAGAAGUAGAGGAGGAGAGCAGAGGAGGAGGACUGGGAGGAGAGCAGAGGAGGAGGACUGGGAGGAGAACAGAGUAGAGGAGGACUGGGAGGAGAACAGAGUAGAGGAGGACUGGGAGGAGAACAGAGUAGAGGAGGACUGGGAGGAGAACAGAGUAGAGGAGGACUGGGAGGAGAACAGAGCAGAGGAGGACUGGGAGGAGAACAGAGUAGAGGAGGACUGGGAGGAGAACAGAGCAGAGGAGGACUGGGAGGAGAGCAGAGGAGGAGGACUGGGAGGAGAGCAGAGUAGAGGAGGACUGGGAGGAGAACAGAGUAGAGGAGGACUGGGAGGAGAACAGAGUAGAGGAGGACUGGGAGGAGAACAGAGUAGAGGAGGACUGGGAGGAGAACAGAGUAGAGGAGGACUGGGAGGAGAACAGAGCAGAGGAGGACUGGGAGGAGAGCAGAGGAGGAGGACUGGGAGGAGAGCAGAGGAGGAGGACUGGGAGGAGAACAGAGUAGAGGAGGACUGGGAGGAGAACAGAGUAGAGGAGGACUGGGAGGAGAACAGAGUAGAGGAGGACUGGGAGGAGAGCAGAGUAGAGGAGGACUGGGAGGAGAACAGAGUAGAGGAGGACUGGGAGGAGAACAGAGUAGAGGAGGACUGGGAGGAGAGCAGAGUAGAGGAGGACUGGGAGGAGAGCAGAGUAGAGGAGGAGAGCAGAGGAGGAGGACUGGGAGGAGAGCAGAGGAGGAGGACUGGGAGGAGAACAGAAGUAGAGGAGGACUGGGAGGAGAACAGAGUAGAGGAGGACUGGGAGGAGAACAGAGUAGAGGAGGACUGGGAGGAGAACAGAGCAGAGGAGGACUGGGAGGAGAACAGAGUAGAGGAGGACUGGGAGGAGAACAGAGCAGAGGAGGACUGGGAGGAGAGCAGAGGAGGAGGACUGGGAGGAGAGCAGAGUAGAGGAGGACUGGGAGGAGAACAGAGUAGAGGAGGACUGGGAGGAGAACAGAGUAGAGGAGGACUGGGAGGAGAACAGAAGCAGAGGAGGACUGGGAGGAGAGAGAGGAGGAGGACUGGGAGGAGAGCAGAGGAGGAGGACUGGGAGGAGAACAGAGUAGAGGAGGACUGGGAGGAGAACAGAGUAGAGGAGGACUGGGAGGAGAACAGAGUAGAGGAGGACUGGGAGGAGAGCAGAGUAGAGGAGGACUGGGAGGAGAGCAGAGUAGAGGAGGACUGGGAGGAGAGCAGAGUAGAGGAGGACUGGGAGGAGAGCAGAGUAGAGGAGGACUGGGAGGAGAGCAGAGUAGAGGAGGACUGGGAGGAGAGCAGAGGAGGAGGACUGGGAGGAGAGCAGAGAGGAGGACUGGGAGGAGCGCAGAGAGAGGGGGGAAUGGGAGGAGAGCAGAGAGGAGGACUGGGAGGAGCAGAGAGGAGGAUCAAAAUAAACAAAACUUUUGUGUUUUCAGUAGUUUUAUUGAAAAAUGCCUCUUUUGUUCCUAAAUAA
This is a messenger RNA of Knipowitschia caucasica, 2445 nucleotides long. The record is from the annotation of a GenBank genome assembly. NCBI's taxonomy places the organism in Eukaryota, Metazoa, Chordata, Actinopteri, Gobiiformes, Gobiidae.